AUGAAUCGUGUCUUCCGUACACGUGGCGUUGUCUUAUUGGACCGUCUGCAAAAAUCUUCAUCACUGUGGGGAAGAAAACGCUCUCUUCCCGUCGUCAGGCUGUUGUCGUCGGAGCUUCUCCUCUUCCGAUUUCGAUUCUGUCGUCUCUCUCUCUCACCGUCUCUCGCAAUUCACCCUCUGGCAAACCGAACCACAAACGGCGAUUCAUCUCUCUUGGCCGUCGUGAUCUCUCCUUGUAGCUACUGCAUGUCGAUUCAGUCAAAUAGAUAUGCUUCCCAAGAGGUUCAGGUACUCGUGUUUAUCCUUUCUGUGGUUGCUAUAUGUGGUUGCUCCUUCUGUGAUUUGUGUAUUGGCUAA
This is a messenger RNA of Arabis nemorensis, 357 nucleotides long. Lineage: Eukaryota; Viridiplantae; Streptophyta; Magnoliopsida; Brassicales; Brassicaceae. The record is from the annotation of a GenBank genome assembly.